CCUUCAUCCCGGAUGUACAGACAGGAAAAAUCCUGAGGUGGUCUCAGAGAGCAGCAAGGCAGAUGCCCUGGCCAGGGCUGGUGACUAUGGUGGCUCUACUUCCUCGCAGGCCCCUGGGCACGGUGUGAGCCCCUAUGCCGAGGGCUCCCCGCUGCCACCCUCUGCCUGCUCCUUCCCCAGCCUCCGUGGAUGCCCUCGCCAGCCCCAGGAAUGUGACUCCCUGUGUCAUUGUAUUCCUUGCAUCCCCUUCCACUUCGGGAGUUUUCUGCUCCUCCGGCUAGAUCCUCCCUAGCUGGGGACCAAGAGGGAGCAAGCAAGAAAAACUUCCCCCAGGCAGGAUGGCUUGCAGAAGACGCUAUUUUGUGGAGGGCGAAGCACCCAGCAGUGAGACGGGCACAUCGCUGGACAGCCCCUCGUCCUAUCACCAGGGCCCCCUGGUGCCCGGCUCCAGCCUGAGCCCUGACCACUACGAGCACCCAUCGCUGGGGGCCUAUGGGCUGUACUCGGGGCCCCCGGGGCAGCAGCGUGCUCGGAGGCCCAAGCUGCAGCACUCCACCUCCAUUCUGCGCAAGCAGGCUGAGGAAGAGGCCAUCAAGCGCUCGCGCUCGCUCUCUGAGAGCUAUGAGCUCUCCUCGGACCUGCAGGAUAAGCAGGUGGAGAUGCUAGAACGGAAGUAUGGGGGACGCCUCGUGACCCGCCAUGCAGCCCGCACCAUCCAGACUGCGUUCCGCCAGUACCAGAUGAACAAGAACUUCGAGCGCCUGCGCAGCUCCAUGUCCGAGAACCGCAUGUCGCGCCGCAUCGUGCUGUCCAACAUGAGGAUGCAGUUCUCCUUCGAGGGGCCCGAGAAAGUGCACGGCUCCUACUUCGAGGGCAAGCAGGUCUCGGUGACCAACGAUGGCUCCCAGUUGGGUGCUUUGGUUCCAUCAGAGUGCGGUGACCUUGGCAAGCCACCCACCAUCAAGUCCCCAGCUGCCUCCAGUGACUUUGCGGACGCCAUCACAGAGCUGGAGGACGCUUUCUCCCGGCAGGUGAAGUCGCUGGCGGAAUCCAUUGAUGACGCCCUUAACUGUCGCAGCCUGCAUGCAGAGGAGGUGCCAGCCCCUGAUGCAGCCCGGGUCCGGGACACCGAGCGGAAGCCAGGCCUGCACGGCAUGGACCACCAUAAGCUGGAUGAGAUGACCGCCUCGUACAGUGAUGUCACCCUGUACAUCGACGAGGAGGAGCUGUCGCCCCCUCUGCCACGCUCACAGAUGGGGGACCGGCCGUCCAGCACCGAGUCAGAGCUGCGGCUGCGGGCUGGAGGCCCGUCCCAGGACUACUGGGCCCUGGGUCACAAGGAUGACAAGGGAGACACGGACACCAGCUGCCGGAGCACACCUUCCCUGGAGCGGCCGGAGCAGCGGCUGCGGGGGGACCACCUCCCCUUGCUGACCAUUGAGCCGCCCAGUGACAGCUCCGUAGAACUCAGCGACCGCUCGGACCGUAGUUCCCUCAAAAGGCAGAGUGCUUAUGAGCGCAGCCUUGGUGGGCAGGAGGGCAGCCCCAAGCACGGCCCCCAUGUUGGAACCCUCAAGGGGCUCCCCCGGGAAGAACCUGAGCUGCGGCCUCGGCCCCCCAGGCCCAUUGACAGCCACCUGGCCAUCAAUGGCUCAGCCAAUAGGCAGAGCAAGUCCGAGUCCGACUACUCUGAUGGAGACAACGACAGCAUCAAUAGCACAUCCAAUUCCAACGACACCAUCAACUGCAGCUCGGAGUCAUCGUCCCGUGACAGCCUUCGGGAGCAGACACUCAGCAAGCAGACCUACCACAAAGAAACCCGGAAUAGCUGGGACUCGCCCGCCUUCAGCAAUGACGUCAUCCGCAAGCGGCACUACCGCAUCGGCCUGAACCUCUUCAACAAGAAGCCGGAGAAAGGCGUCCAGUACCUCAUCGAGCGUGGCUUCGUGCCCGACACGCCUGUGGGGGUGGCCCACUUCCUGUUGCAACGCAAGGGUCUAAGUCGGCAGAUGAUCGGCGAGUUCCUGGGCAACCGGCAGAAGCAGUUCAACCGCGACGUGCUUGACUGCGUGGUAGACGAGAUGGACUUCUCAGCCAUGGAGCUGGACGAAGCCCUCCGGAAAUUCCAGGCUCACAUCCGUGUCCAGGGGGAGGCACAGAAAGUGGAGCGGCUCAUCGAGGCCUUCAGCCAGCGGUACUGUAUCUGCAACCCCGGAGUCGUGCGGCAGUUCCGGAACCCAGACACUAUAUUCAUCCUGGCCUUUGCCAUCAUCCUGCUCAACACGGACAUGUACAGCCCCAACGUCAAGCCCGAGCGUAAGAUGAAGCUGGAGGACUUUGUCAAGAACCUCCGAGGUGUGGACGAUGGUGAGGACAUUCCCCGGGAGAUGCUCAUUGGGAUCUAUGAGCGGAUCCGAAAGCGAGAGCUAAAGACCAACGAGGACCAUGUGUCUCAGGUGCAGAAGGUGGAGAAGCUCAUUGUGGGGAAGAAGCCGAUCGGAUCCCUGCACCCUGGGCUUGGCUGUGUACUUUCUCUGCCCCAUCGUAGGCUGGUCUGCUACUGCCGGCUCUUCGAGGUUCCAGACCCAAAUAAACCCCAGAAACUCGGGCUGCACCAGCGAGAAAUAUUCCUGUUUAACGAUCUCUUGGUGGUCACCAAGAUUUUCCAGAAGAAGAAGAACUCAGUGACGUACAGCUUCCGACAGUCCUUCUCCCUGUACGGCAUGCAGGUCCUGCUUUUCGAGAGCCAGCACUACCCCAACGGCAUCCGGCUCACGUCUGCUGUCCCCGGUACGGACAUCAAAGUGUUAAUAAACUUCAACGCACCCAACCCUCAGGACCGGAAGAAAUUCACUGAUGACCUGCGGGAAUCCAUCGCCGAAGUACAGGAAAUGGAGAAGCACAGGAUAGAGACGGAGCUGGAGAAGCAGAAGGGCGUUGUGCGCCCCAGCAUGUCCCAGUGCUCCAGCCUCAAGAAGGAGUCAGGCAACGGGACCCUGAGCAGGGCCUGCCUGGACGACAGUUACGCCAGCGGCGAGGGCCUCAAACGCACCGCCCUCAGCAGCUCCCUGAGGGACCUCUCAGAAGCGGGGAAACGAGGGCGUCGCAGCAGUGCGGGAUCGCUAGAGAGCAAUGUGGAAGGGUCCAUCAUUAGCAGUCCUCACAUGCGCCGGAGAGCUACAUCAACACAAGAGUGUCCAUCUCGCCCACACCAGACUAUGCCUAAUUCAUCCUCCCUCCUGGGCUCCUUAUUUGGUAGUAAGAGAGGGAAGCCCCAACCCCAGGCCCACCUACCCGCAGCCCUUGCCCAGCCGCCUCCCCACCCACCCCUCCUGCCCCACCCACAGCACCCUUUGGCCAGCCAUCACCAGGGGCCUGCAGAGAGCCAGGCGCAUGGGCACCACACCCCGUACUGCCACAUGCAGCAGAACCCGCCCCCGUACCACCACCACCACCACUACCACCCCCCUCAGCACAUCCAGCAUGCGCACCAGUACCACCACGGCCCCCACGGGGGCCACUCACCCUACGGGGCCCACGUGCACGGCCACCCACCGAUGGCCGUGGCCCAGGCAGGGCAUGCAGCACACCACCAUGGGCAGCCGCCCGCCCCGCCUCCCCCCACCAGCAGCAAGGUCAAACCCAGCGGCAUCAGCACAAUUGUGUAGACAAUCUGGGUGGAAGUCCCAGACCCCCUGGAACAACGGCACACCGCACAGAGGCGCACCCCAGGUGCUGCCAGCCUCACAACCGAACCCAGGGCACUUCUAUCUCCACCUAGCCCCUCUGGUCCCCAAGCUUAGACGGAGCCCCAGGAGCCUCGUGGCUGUUGUUUCAGGGAACAGAGCUCCUGAUUUAAUUCCGGCUGGCACCCUGGGCUCCGUUUACUCCAGCCCAGGGCGUAGGCCUCAGCCACCGUCAGCCUUGAAAGGGGCCCCCCCUGCCCAGUAGAUGUCGAAUUGCCUUCCACCCUCCGUCAGCGCUCAGCCCUCUGCUCCUUAGUUUCACACGCAGUCUGAAAACCCACCUCGAAACAGAAGUGAGGGACAAACCAAGCACCCCAAACUGGCUGCAUGCUUGCUCUUUAUUAACAGUGGGCAAAAGUUUAAGUAGACCUGAUAUGGUUGAUGAAAAGUACGUAAGUAAACUUUAUAUCAUAUAAAUAUAUAAAUAUAUAAAUACACACAUAUAUAUAUAUAUAUAUAUACUGUAUAGGUAGUAUUUGUGUGUGAAAGGCAGACGUUUCAGUCCCCCAAAUUAGCAAUAUAGACUUUACCAGGAACCCCCCUUGCCUGAUAGAAAGACAGUACCUUAGAUGAGCGUGUGAGAGAGUAGACGACCAAAACCUUAAAUGCUAGGAACAAAUUCAGAUACUUCCAUAUUUUCAUAAAAAGAAGAGAAGUCUCUGUAGGACUGGCUCAAACCUGUACGCAAUCAUUACUAACUGUGCCAAGUAACGUAGCAUCUAACUGUUUUAAAACUCCAAUAUUGCUUUGUAUAAAUCCUUAUUUUAUUAACAGAAUACUAUCAUAAAUAAUCAGUAUUAUAACUGCUCUGUUCUUUCAGGUAAGCAAAUAGAGAAAAUGCAGUAAACUGCAGUAACUAGUGAGGAACUGGUUGCCUGAGACUCUUGGUUACACAGACUCUUAGACACUUUAAUGGCUGUGAUAACUGUGAACUUUCAUGACCCGUGUUUCUUUUGUACACACUUGAUUCAAUGCACACUCACUCAGGGUCCUCUGUGAGAGGCCCCAUACACGCCAAAAGUACUCAUCCCCAGUGGGAAAAGGACCCGCCCUCACCACCAUCACUCACUCAUCUUGUUUCCAACCUCCACAGGCAGAAGCUCCUCCCACCCCCACCCCCACCCCCACCCAAGAGUGCUUCCACUGGGAACCACUGUCACACCUAAAGGCUGGUUUUAGCCGCUAACCACCAGGGCGGGGCGUGUGUGUUCCAUCCUGCUUCGGAGUAGCAGCAGUGAUCAUUGUAAUUCCAUACAGCCAUGUGCUAGCAGAACACCUGUGUCAUCACUGUGGCCCAUGCGACCCCGCCAACGAGUGCCCAGCCCUCGCCAGGCGAAGCCCCGCUGCCUCCUCAUGGUCCAGUUAGCUGCCAGGGCAUCACAUGACGCAGCUGUGCUCUUGUCGCUUCUGUGUUGUGGUGACACCUCCAAGUGUUGUGCCGGAGUCACACAUGGGCCAUACUUUGUAGUUUCAGCCUUUUGAACCACUGCGGCCACCGGUGCUGUGCUCCUAAGCCGCAGGACCAAGGACUGCUCCGUGGCCCCUGCCCAAGUGGAGAGCCCUUUCAGAAAGGGUGAAGCUCAAACGUGACUCGGCGGGCCAGGGGCAUGCCGCUCUGCUGUCAGUACACAACGCGGAGGAGCGUGUGGCUGGAUGACGGCAGGAAAAGAGGAAGUCCGCCUGGGCUUUGGGUCGCCCUGCUGGGCAGCUGGGGUUUGCCGAUGUCCCCGCCCCCGCUCCCUUUGUCAUAUCAUUGAGAUCACCAUACCAGCAAAUCUGCAAACUGAGCACUUUGUUCAUCUUCACAGAGAGCACCUACACAGCAAUCUAGAGUUUACCUUUGCUGCUGCUUUUUCCUUUCUUUUUUUUAACGUGGCUUUAACCUGCCCACCUUUGUCUUCCCAUCGGUGUGCUGUUUCUUUCUUGGGCAUCUGCUGGGAAAGAAAUAAGGAGCGUGUGGAUCUGCGACUCUGUCCGGCCGCAGGGCUGGUGGGAGGCGGCCGCUCUGCCUUACAGCCUCAGGUGGACGGGCUGAGCAGGAAGGGCUGGGUUGUACUGCAUGUCCCAGCACCACUUGUGGGGCUACACUCUAUGUAUUGUCUAUUUGCAGCUAUAUCAGUGUUACUGUUGACAACUAGUUGAAGUGAAGUGAUCACAUAUUAAAUAUGUCCGCUUUUCUUCACCCUCUGUACCAAUGGUAGUCGAGCUGUAAACUUCAGGUUGUUCCAGAAAAGAUACCGAUUACUUGGUACAAAGCUGCCCUACUGAAGGGCCAUCAGUAGUGAAAGUCCCGGCAGCACAAAAAACAAAACAAAACAAGGAAUCCGGUGGAGGGCUCACUCUCCAGCGCUGUCAGGUUGUGCUGCGGGACUGUGGGGAAUGCCCACCCUCCCCUGGCACAGGCAGCGUGUCCUGCAGCUUGGGGAGGGUGCCGCAGACAGGAUGUAGUGAACAGGGGCAGCACGUUCAAUCUCGCCCUGCCUACAGGGGGAGUGGCUUCAGAUCAGUGAGGGUGCAGCAGGCCACGUGUCCCCGAGCUGUCCUGUGAGGAGGGUGGCUAGUAGGGGCAACUGAUUCAGAAGAGUGGAAUCCUGCUGCCCAAAUGAGGACCAAAAAGCCAAAGCCUCACAAACAGGCCCCCCCCCUGCCCCAAAUUGCUUCGGGGUGGGGGUGGGGGCCGUACCUUACUGAGCCCAAACAAUCAUCUCCCCUGCCAUCCACUCCCUUGGGUCUGAGACGAGGCCAAGGGAUGGUGGAGUCGGCCUUUCUGACUGGCAGGGCACGCUGGGAGCAUUUUUCUCAAGUUGCACAAAUGAUUUGAUGGCAGUGAUCUCUGAAAAGCAGGAGGCCUUCCGAGGAAGCAGCUGGUAACACCAAGAUCUUUUCUGGGACAACAAUUCAAUCAUGUAUUUGUAUUUUUUUAAGUUUAUGAAUGAAUUGUACAAUGAUGUAAAAAAUAAAGUUCAUCUUAAUAUGACGUGCACAUCUUACAAAUGUCUUCGGUCAUCCAGUGUAGAGUGAUUUUAUAGCAGAAGCCUCCUUUUUGUCUAAAUAAACGAAAAGACCUAUGUAAACAAUGACAUAGGUGUCGACUCAGUGCUCCCUAUGAAGCUGGGUCUCCACAGGUAAGCAUGCAUCUCAACAGCUUUCGUUGUAAGAUACCAUCACCCUAUCUGCCUGAAAAACGAGUCGUUUUGUAUUGUAAACAACAGUAGUCAGACUUGGAGGGAGGUGUCGGGGUGGUGAACACAGGAGCAGCAGGAGAUGGGCACCUUCCUCAGCUUGCACACUGGUGUGACUGCUCUGCCCGCAGGCACCCCAGGGUGGCAUACUGUGUCCGUCCCCUCUUAGGGACUUUCAUUCACCGUAGAAUGGUUUUAAACUAUUAGAACCAAGUCUGAAUUCAGAUUGUUGCAAGACUUCAAGAGACACCUUGCUCACAAGAAGCCUGGCACCCACGAUGUAACUCUGGGGAGGAAAAGAGUGCUUUUGUUUUAAUAUGCAUUCUGUUUGUGAGUAGUAACAGACUCUAUUGAUGUAAAACCAUAGCUGUGAUCAUGUGGAGAAAUCAAAUAAAUCCUUUAAAACUC
This is a messenger RNA of Echinops telfairi (small Madagascar hedgehog), 7336 nucleotides long. RefSeq names its product IQ motif and Sec7 domain ArfGEF 1 (gene IQSEC1). The record is from RefSeq and is a predicted model, not a curated record. Gene Ontology annotation, molecular function: protein binding; guanyl-nucleotide exchange factor activity. The transcript is spliced from 14 exons. The coding region runs from base 339 to 3668 and encodes 1109 amino acids. NCBI's taxonomy places the organism in Eukaryota, Metazoa, Chordata, Mammalia, Afrosoricida, Tenrecidae. Gene Ontology annotation, biological process: regulation of ARF protein signal transduction; actin cytoskeleton organization.